AUGAUGAAAGAGACUUCCGUAUUCGGGUUAGCGCUGGCGAACUCAACACCGGCUGAUUGGGAAGAGUCAUCGUCACACAUCUACGAGCUACUGAGCUCUACUCAAUAUCGACCCAUCAUUGAGCGAGUUUAUCCGUUGGAUGAGAUUAGUACAGCUCACAAAGAUGUCAUGUCUCCUAGAGGAACACGAGGAAAACUUGUAGUAUCUAUCAAUGACAAAUUAUGA
This is a messenger RNA of Ostertagia ostertagi, 225 nucleotides long. The record is from the annotation of a GenBank genome assembly. Lineage: Eukaryota; Metazoa; Nematoda; Chromadorea; Rhabditida; Trichostrongylidae.